Messenger RNA from Neoarius graeffei (lesser salmon catfish), 3800 nucleotides. Its product is annotated as E3 SUMO-protein ligase ZBED1-like. The transcript is spliced from 8 exons. Bases 585 to 2105 code for a protein of 506 amino acids. Lineage: Eukaryota; Metazoa; Chordata; Actinopteri; Siluriformes; Ariidae. The record is from RefSeq and is a predicted model, not a curated record. Gene Ontology annotation, molecular function: DNA binding.
ACAAAAGUACCCGCAUCUGUUCUAUUUUAUCGAAAGCACAUGUUCAUCGUCGCUGCGCUUCAAAAAUACGUUUCUCUUUCGUAUCGGCUUUACUCAAGGCGAGACGAAGCUUCGGGCGCCAUCUUGUUUUCUGCUUUUUUUGGUGACCACCCACUCUCAUCCCUGGUUAGAAGAGUGUCUGGACAAGCACGUGUGUGGCUGAACAAAAGCAUGUUACCUUUCGCUGUAGUGGAGUUUUCAAAUCACGGACUGGCAGUUAUAGCAACCAAAUUGUUUACUGGGCCUGAGGAGGAUGAAUGCUAUUGGCCACCAGCAAAGAUGAACUCAACAAGGGCAGCCAUAAAGCAAAAGGACCCUUGCACUGACUGAGUGACACACGAAGUGACCGUGAAGAGAAAAGCUGGUAAUGUGCCCAUCAGGGAUGUCAACAAUUAAUCGACUUACAAUUAAUUGUCGAUCAAGACGUUGGUCAAACAAAAUAAAUUAAUUGCAAUUAAUCGCCAGAGGGCGCUACUGCACUAACUUGAAUGUGAACACGAGAUGUUAACCCGUCUUGCGAGAAAGACCCGAGGUGAAAACUAACCAUGAAGCGGUCAAAAAGAAGUGCGGUAUGGAACCAUUUCAAAUUAGUUGAUUCCGGGAAAGAAGCCAAAUGUUCUCUGUGCAAUGCAGUAUUUAAAUACAACAGUUCUACUACUUCACUCAGUUACCAUCUCAACAACGUGCAUGCGGCUGUCCUACAAGGCGCGAGUGCACCAGACCAACCAACAAUCACAGCUGCACUGGGAAGGCGCGCGUGUGAUGAUCGGAGGAUGGAGGGCAUUACAGAGAGGAUAUGUAGCAUGAUUGAGAGAGAUUUGAUGCCACUCAGCACAGUUGCCAGUGCAGGAUUUCAGGAGCUCAUUAGGUUCCUAGAGCCAGGGUACAAUAUCCCUUCAAGGGGAACAGUAACCUCCCGCCUUGAAGCUCGCUACAAAAAAAAGAAAAGUGAGCUAAAAACAAUGUUGACUACGGCUACUGUGGCACUGACAACAGACUGUUGGACAGCUCUAACGACAGAAAGUUACAUUACCGUAACAUGCCACUACAUUGACGAGAACUGGCAGCUAAAGUCAGCAGUCCUUAUUAUGACUAACAUGUCGGAUAGACACACAGCUGACAAUUUAGCUGACAAGCUCAAUGAUGUUGUGGAGACAUGGGGACUCUCCGGUCGCGUUACAGCGUGUGUUCACGACAAUGCUAGAAACAUUGUCCAAGCUAACAACCCCACACGAGUCAGCUGGAAAUCAGUUGCAUGCUUUGCACAUACCCUAAACCUUGCAGUCAAUGACGGAUUUACUGCUGCUGGUGUGAGCAGAGCAAUAGUGGCAGCGGGAAGAUCGGUGAAACACUUCCACCACAGCACAGUUGCAACCAAAGCCCUCGAAGAAAAACAACACCAAAUGCGGCUUCCACCUCAUCGCCUCAUCCAAUCCUGUAAAACCAGGUGGAAUUCGGUCUGCGACAUGUUCAAGCGCCUGGUUGAACAGCGGUGGGUCGUGUGUGCCGUGUUGUCAGACCGGUCCGUGACAAAGCUGACAGAUGCGAGGACACUGGAGUUAAGAGACGACUACUGGCAGCUGAUGGAGGACAUGGGACCGGUGUUGGGAGCUCUGAAGUGUGCCACUACAGUCAUGUCUACUGAGUCCGAGGUGUCCAUAUCAAACACGUACCCCAUCGCGUUCAGUCUAAUCAACAAGCAUCUCAAUGUUGCAGACGGUGACAGCCAAAAAGUGGCGGAAUUCAAGUCAAAAGUGCAAGAUUCGCUGGGUGAACGCAUGAAGGUUGAGUCUGAUGACCUCACAUCAACCCCAAUGAUUGCAACCAUGCUUGACCCUCGGCAUAAACACCUGGGAUUUCUACGUCCAGCAAGUAGGAUUUCUGCUCAUUCCAAACUGCUUGCACUGGCUUCAGCAGAACAUGAGAGCUCCACACCUGCAGGUGCAGCCACCGCGAGAGACGAGGGGAGCACUGAUGUCCAGGAAGCUGCGCAUCAGGGACAUAGGCCUACGUCUGCUAUGAGUCUACUCCUGGGUGAUACCUAUUCCAGAAGAAACGAGACCUAGCCACUGUAAGUUGUUGAUUGGUCAGGUUGCCUGACGCAACGGCAUGUGACGCAAAAGAACACUCCUCAUUGGCUGGACAGAUGGAUAAGAGGACGUAGGUGCGUGUAGUAAAGUCACUACCCGGAACUUGGAUUGUUGAAUUUGGAUUUGGAAGCAAACGUCUCUGUUGGAAGUACUCAAGCCUACGUUCUGUUCAAGUACUCUACUUUCAAAAAGUCACAUUGUACUUCCCCACAAUGAGUGAAAAGCGAUUGGCCAGACAAGCCUACACAAAGAGAUGGAAGAGGGUGUGCGAGAGGUGGAAGUGGUGCGAAAGGCUUUGAGGGCAGAAAUGCAAGAGGAGAAGGACGCACUAGAUGCUGCACGGGCAGAGCAGGCUAUGCAAGAAGCGGCCAGGCUUCGUCAACAUCAGCAGCAACUGCAAGAACAAUCUGUACUACUGGCAGAGGGGAAUGAAGAAGAGCCAGAGUGCAUGGCAGUAACAACAAGCAGUAGUGUUGGUACUGAGUUUGCAUCAGAUGUGCUGUGGAGCACACCCAUGAAUGUGGAGGAUAGCAGUAACACCAGUGACUCUUACAUUGAGGAAAACGACCCACAAAGCUCACUAAAGGACUUUUUACAACACUGGGCCUUAAAACACCAGAUUACACACUCUGCACUUGAUGACCUUCUUGUAGGAUUAAAAGUCAAUGGACACACAGAGUUGCCUUCAACAGCAAGUUCCCAUUUACAGAUGUUGGAAUACAAAAUCACGAACAGGAAAACUAAUAUUUUCUUUUUGAAAACUUCAGCCAGCAGCCGGGCGCUUCAUGACGGACAGGGUAUCUCGGCUAUCGCAGCCAUGUUUGAGAGAAGUAAGUACUUAACUAGUUCACUCACUCAGGAAAGUACAUUAUAAAUUACAACUUCCAUCACAUUUGUCCCCAUAGUCACAGAGGCCCACAUGAGUUGCUUGAUGCGGAGGAUCGAGGCUAGGUUUGACAAGAUCGAGUCAUUGGUGGAGACCAACGCCCUGACACACACGCCUCAACUCCAGCAAGAUGUGGUGUUGGCUAAACCAUGCAGCACGGUGAUGGAGCUGCUGGAGUUGGAUAGGAGUCUGGGACAACCAGACAAGAGGAACAAGAUGCAACAUUUUCUUGAAACUGUCGGAGGGGCAGGUUUAGGGGCAGCCAUUCACCGUAUGCUACGCCGAGUGGCAAAUAAUGAGGUACUCGCCCAGUACAGCUUGCGGGGCAGACGGGCCAAAAUGUCCUUUGAUGACCUCAUUCUGUGCAAGAUUAUAAAGGCUGCAUGUGUCAAAAUUUCCCAGCCAUACGGAAGCUGAAGUGGAGGAAUGCCUUGGGCAGAUUCUAAAAUUUGCACGACACAGACAGUAUACUUCUGCUCUCUAAUUUGGUGCAAUCACAGAAAUUUCAUGAUCAGCUGGUCAGCAGCAACGGAUGGACAAUUGAAUUGUGAACAGUGAAUUUUUAUUUUUUUUGUGAACAGUUUUUUUUUAUUCUAUUUUGUUUGUUAUUGAAUGCACAGUUACACUUUAAAAAAUUUAUUUCUAUUUUAUUCUGUUUUGAAUGUAUGAUUGUUUUAUUGAAUGCACCAUUACACUUUCAGAAACUAUUUUUUAUUUUCAAACAUUUUUUUUAUUCAAAUUUGUUAUUGAUAUUUUAUCUCAUUAAACUUUCAAGACCUGCCAAA